GCCGCUCUCAUUGUUUUUGUUUUGUUUCGUUACUCCUCUUCAUUCGCAAGUUUGUUGUCACCUGUUGCUCUCAUUUGAUAAGUACUUAUUUGUAUUAAAUCAUUUUAUUCGUUCUCAAGUUUUAAGUUUAUUUUAAACAAUGGUUCGAACAAAAGCGGAUGGUGCGUUGAGAGUUGCUGCUGGAGGUAAGGCACCAAAGAAAAGUUCCAAUGUGCCUCGCAGUCCCUCUUCGAGUCCUAGUCCUACUGAAACAUCUGGUAAGGAUUCCUUCCCGGUCAAUAAAUAUUGUCCUAGAGAGAUACCACUCUGGCAGAAAAAGAUCACGUCGUUCAUUAAUGGCAAACUAAGUGAGUCUGGAACAUCAGACGAGUUAUCAGUUUUGACACCAGUUCUCGAAAAAGCUCCUAAAAAUAAGACAAGAAAGUCAAAGAGAAGCUCUGCUGUACUGAACGAAUCACAAGAAAUGGACACAGAAGAAGGUGAAGUGGCUACCAAGAGAUUCAAAGGGAAUGGUCACUCGCAGGAUGAUCCUGAAAUAAACGAAAAGAAUACAAAUAACUUGAUGGAUACAGAUGGGUAAACCGUUGUGCAAGUUUUCUCAAUAUUGAUGAUUGUGAUUUUUUGUAUAUUUAAGUAAGUCUUUAUUUUAUUAUGCAUAUUUUACCACUAGUUUCCUUAAAAUCGUCACCCUUUAAGAUUGUUUUUUGAAAUAUCAGUGCACUAAGUGAAAAUACUACAAAUUUCUGAAAAUUAUUGAGAGUAGUAUAGAUAGAAUUGUUCAAAAGUAUAGGAAUUGACGUGCCUGACUUCUUUAAAAGCAUCAAUGUUCUUUUUUUUCAAAUUACUUGUAUGAAAAAUUUUAUCAAAGUUAAAAAGUAAUGUAAGUAUUGAAAAGUGAUAUUAAUAUAGUUCAGCUUGCGGGCAUAAAUAGUUUACUGGUAAACUAUCCAAGUAAACAUCAUUAUAAAAUGUUUCUACAUUACAUUGUAAUAUUUUUUUUUUAUAUGUAUUGUGUAAUAAUUUUCCUUAUAAGUAAGUGCAUUUGAUUCUAAAAAAAAUGUUUUGUACAUAAAUUAUUCUAAUUAAAAAUAAAGGUUCUUUCCAAGUAA
Molecule: messenger RNA, 1109 nt
Organism: Copidosoma floridanum
Lineage: Eukaryota; Metazoa; Arthropoda; Insecta; Hymenoptera; Encyrtidae
Biological process (GO): regulation of cell cycle; translesion synthesis
Cellular component (GO): nucleus
Molecular function (GO): chromatin binding
Source: RefSeq, a predicted model, not a curated record